CGAGGAGUAAAGUUGGGGUUGAAAGAAAAAAUGAAGGAGAAAAGUGAGAGUGGUGGUGGAGGGUAUGUAAGAGCAGAUCAAAUAGAUCUGAAGAGCUUAGAUGAGCAACUUCAAAGGCACCUUAGUAGAUCAUGGACGAUGGAGAAGAACAAGAACAAGAACAAGAAAGACGAGGGAGACGAAGGCGGUGCAGCUAGCGGCGGCGGCGGAGCACAGCUGAUGUCAAGCAACACUGUAAGAAGACAAGAGUGGGAGAUUGAUCCUUCUAAGCUUAUCAUCAAGACUGUUAUAGCUCGUGGCACUUUUGGCACUGUUCAUCGUGGUGUUUAUGAUGGCCAAGAUGUUGCUGUUAAACUUCUUGACUGGGGAGAAGAGGGCCACAGAUCCGAGGCCGAACUAUCUUCACUUCGAGCAGCUUUUACACAAGAAGUUGCAGUGUGGCAUAAGCUUGAUCAUCCUAAUGUAACAAAGUUUAUAGGGGCGACAAUGGGGUCGUCAGAGCUGAACAUACAAACGGAAAAUGGUCACAUCGGUAUGCCGAGUAAUGUUUGUUGUGUUAUUGUUGAAUAUUGUCCCGGGGGUGCACUGAAAUCAUACCUGAUAAAGAAUCGGAGAAGGAAGUUGGCUUUUAAAGUAGUUGUUCAACUGGCACUAAAUCUUGCACGAGGGUUGAGCUAUCUUCACUCCCAAAAGAUUGUCCAUAGAGAUGUCAAAACCGAAAACAUGCUUUUGGACAAGACGUUUACGGUCAAAAUAUCUGAUUUCGGGGUGGCUCGACUCGAGGCUUCAAAUCCGAACGACAUGACCGGAGAGACCGGAACCCUUGGUUAUAUGGCACCGGAGGUCCUUAAUGGCAAUCCCUACAAUAGAAAGUGCGAUGUGUAUAGUUUCGGUAUCUGUUUGUGGGAGAUAUAUUGCUGUGACAUGCCGUAUCCCGAUCUCAGCUUCUCGGAGGUGACAUCGGCUGUCGUCCGUCAGAAUCUGAGGCCGGAGAUACCUCGUUGCUGUCCGAGUUCUCUUGCAAAUGUAAUGAAGCGAUGCUGGGACGCAAACCCCGACAAACGGCCGGAGAUGGAUGAAGUGGUGUCGAUGAUGGAGGCCAUCGACACAUCAAAAGGUGGAGGCAUGAUCCCGCAGGAUCAACCCCAGGGUUGUUUGUGUUUCCGAAGAUAUCGAGGACCUUGAUAUCGAUACCAGAGGCAAAUAGUAGU
Molecule: messenger RNA, 1211 nt
Organism: Hibiscus syriacus
Lineage: Eukaryota; Viridiplantae; Streptophyta; Magnoliopsida; Malvales; Malvaceae
Product: serine/threonine-protein kinase STY13-like
Exons: 6
Coding region: 31-1185 (384 amino acids)
Biological process (GO): protein phosphorylation
Cellular component (GO): plasma membrane
Molecular function (GO): protein kinase activity; ATP binding
Source: RefSeq, a predicted model, not a curated record